AUGCUCGAUUCGCUACGACCUUUGGACCAUGACGACACUGAUCUCGAAUCCCCGAUGGACAUGACAGACCCGCCUGCACCACCCGCCAAUCCAUACAUACAGAUCCGUGAUCCAGCUGAAGUUGUCCUCGAGGCACAGGAAUCGUAUAAAUACCUGCUGGCCAAGUCUUAUUUCGACACCCGUGAAUAUGACCGCUGUGCAGCUGUAUUCCUUCCUCCAAGCACGCCUCCGGUCCCUCUGUCAGUGACCUCGCCCAACUCUAAACCCAAAACAUCGCGCACCUCCAAGAAAGGCAAAGAUACAGGUUCCCCGUUCCAAGGAUCAAAGAUAUCGAAACCACCAACCCAGAACCCGUACCCCAAACUGAGUCAAAAGUCUCUCUUUCUUGCUCUCUACGCCAAAUACUUGGCCGGAGAGAAACGCAAAGAUGAAGAGACGGAGAUGGUGCUGGGCCCAGCAGAUGGCGGCAUGGCAGUGAAUCGGGAAUUAUCUGGACUUGCGAGAGGUUUGGACGGGUGGCUGUCAGAUCGAACCGCACGAGGGCUAGAUGAUAGAGGGCAAGGCUGGCUUGAAUACCUUUAUGCGGUUGUCCUUUUGAAAGGGAGGAACGAAGAGUUGGCAAAAAAGUGGCUCAUUCGCUCUGUCCACAAAAACCCUUACCAUUGGGGUGCCUGGCAAGAGCUGAACGACCUCUUGGGCAGCACAGAAGAUCUGAGACAAAUCCUGGAGCUUUUACCCCAAAACGUCAUGAGCCUGGUGUUCUAUGUUUACUGCAGUCAAGAGUUAUAUCAAGCGACAGAAGACACAUAUCGGUCAUUAUCCGAGCUGCAGACAAUGUUCCCAGAAAGUGCAUUCCUCAAGACACAACAUGCACUACUGCUGUAUCAUUCCAAAGACUUCGAGGAAGCCUCUCAUAUUUUUGAGGACAUCUUGACUACCUCGCCCCACCGUCUAGACAGUCUCGAUCAUUAUUCCAAUAUCCUUUAUGUCAUGGAUCAUCGACCACAACUUGCCUUCGUUGCCCAAGUUGCAACCGCCACCGACAAAUUCCGCCCAGAAACAUGCUGCGUUGUUGGCAAUUACUAUUCUCUGAAAUCAGAACAUGAGAAGGCAGUCAUGUAUUUCCGUCGCGCCCUUACUCUGGAUCGCAACUUCUUGUCGGCGUGGACACUAAUGGGCCACGAGUAUAUUGAAAUGAAAAACACUCACACUGCCAUCGAGUCAUACCGCCGGGCAGUCGAUGUCAACCGCAAGGACUACCGCGCUUGGUAUGGUCUCGGACAAGCAUAUGAAGUCUUGGAUAUGUCUUUCUACGCUCUAUUCUACUACCAACGCGCUGCAGCAUUGCGUCCUUACGACCCAAAAAUGUGGCAAGCCGUCGGCUCAUGCUAUGCAAAGAUGGGCCGCGUGGAGCAGAGUAUACAAGCUCUCAAGCGUGCCCUGGUGGCCGGCUCACUGCAACCAGAUGAAGGUAGCCAUGGCGGUUCAAGCCCUGGCUCCGUAUCUCGCAAGAUCCUCGAUCCAGAAACUUUGCACCAGAUUGCAACUCUAUAUGAGCGGCUUGGUGACGAAGAAGAAGCUGCGGCGUAUAUGGAACUUACUCUUCAACAGGAGUCUGGCGCUCCCGUGAAUGAGAAUUCUGACGCGGAAUCUUCCUCUGAUUCUGAACACACCAGCCCAAGCGAUGCCGAGAUCGAGCAUUCAGGUGAUGAGGAUCCAGACCGUCCACGCCGAACCCGUCACAGCCGCAAGCCUCGUCGUGCCAAGGAAUCCUUUGCUGCGCAGAAUGACGACUCACUCGUGAGCGAGUCAUGGAAUGGUACUGGUGUCACGGCUACUACGUCCAAGGCACGGUUGUGGCUGGCCCAAUAUGCUUCACGGAAUGGUGAUUUAGAUCGCGCAGACCAGCUGGCUGGCGAACUUUGCCAGGAUGGAAUAGAAGUAGAGGAGGCUAAGGCGUUAAUGAGAGAUGUGCGAGCGAGGAGGGAAGAUGCUAACUAG
This is a messenger RNA of Penicillium salamii, 2001 nucleotides long. The record is from the annotation of a GenBank genome assembly. Lineage: Eukaryota; Fungi; Ascomycota; Eurotiomycetes; Eurotiales; Aspergillaceae.